AUGCAGGAAACCCGUGGCAAGACAGAAGCCUAUAGCACUCACUGUAUGCGUACGCAGCACAACCUGUUGCAGAACUCGUACGGUCGGAAACCAAAAUGGAACCAGUAUAAACGCGUCGGGCACCUCACAUACAAGCUUGACCUCCCCGGCGCGUGGAGAAGGGUACACCCGGUGAUCAGCGUGCAGCACCUAGAACCUACGCUAGCAGAAGGCGACGACCCGUAUGAACGAGAACACGGCAAAGGACCAACAGAAGAUGAGUGUUUCCUAGAUGAGACCGACCGCUAUAAUGUGGAAGGCCUCUCGUACGAGGAAGCGGAAUAG
Penicillium nucicola is the source of this 324-nucleotide messenger RNA. RefSeq lists its product as uncharacterized. The coding region runs from base 1 to 324 and encodes 107 amino acids. The transcript is spliced from 3 exons. NCBI's taxonomy places the organism in Eukaryota, Fungi, Ascomycota, Eurotiomycetes, Eurotiales, Aspergillaceae. The record is from RefSeq and is a predicted model, not a curated record.